This is a messenger RNA of Acanthoscelides obtectus, 1927 nucleotides long. Lineage: Eukaryota; Metazoa; Arthropoda; Insecta; Coleoptera; Chrysomelidae. The record is from the annotation of a GenBank genome assembly.
AUGGAGAAAGCUCUGUUUGUCACGGAAGGUGACCUACUCUAUUCAAAGUUACAAUGUGUAGAAUGUGGAAAAUGCUUAUCAGUUGGGCCCGUUAGUGAAAUGGGUGAUGGGUACGUAUGCGGCCGAUGUUUUCCAGAAAGAAUGCCAGUUCCGCUAUAUGCAACCAUCGCCGAGCAUUUCACGUUUCCAUGUUCCUUCGCAGAUUGUGAUGCAGAACUGAAGUGGGGAGAUGUGAAAGAACACGAAAGCCUCUGCUUUUUUCGCGAUAUGUCAUGCCCAUACAUUGGAUGCGUUGAAACUUACAAGUUAAUGUAUUGCCUAUCUCAUUUCAAAGUGAUGCAUGUAGUGCAUUAUGGAAUAUUCUGCAGUGAUUAUAUAAGUGUAAAUGUAUUAAAUUACGUUGCAGACUUACAUUGUAUAGCUUACAAAGAAAACGUAUUUUUAGUAUUCAUCAAAUUAUCUAGAGACCCUACGAAUGGCAACAUCGAAGCCCGAUUUAGUGUAACUUUUGCUGCUAUUGAAACUGAUGGCUCUCGAAUAGAAUGUGAAGUUAAAAUAAUGAUAAAUCCCGAUAAUACCGUUAAGAAAGUAUUCAAAUUUGACGAUAUGGAAGAGUAUACUGAUACACAGCAUUGCCUAGGUUGUUCGGGUGGAUUCUGUGAUAAGCCAGGUCAUCGAAACAAUGGCAGCAUUUCUUUCACUAACGUCUUAGAGUUUAGAACAGAAAACUUAUUUUCCUACUCUAUUAGAAUAUAUGAGAAAAAGACUAGUGGUAGUCGCAUUGCUGAAUGCCCCGUUUGCUAUGUUGUUUUCGAUAGUCCCAUAUACCAAUGUCUCACAGGACACUCAUUCUGUUCAACCUGUUACAACUCUCUGAGUACUUGUCCCAUAUGUAGAGUUCAAAUAUCUGGAGAACCGAUCAGAAACUUUGCUCUUGAAGGAAUAAUGAAAGAGUGCGAUAAGGUUUAUCCAGAUUAAUAUCGUAAAUUUUUGUCUCGGUAUUUAUUGCGCUGCAGUACGGAUAGAUUAGUCAGUCCGACCGGUACGCCGGUCGGUGAGCUUAGUCGGCAGGAAUACGCGAAUCGAGAACAAUUCUCUAUCAUUCUCAGUUUUAAAGACAAAUGUUCAAGGAAAUGUAUGAUGAGCGAAAUAUGACUAAUACUCGUUGGUACGUAGCAGUACCGAGGUUGAGAGCGUAUAAAUAUAACAUCAAAACAAUUUCAACCUCAGGCAAAUGUUUUCUGAAAAUGAUCAGGAGCCUCUGAAACGUCAAAAAACGAAGUUUGAUCAAUUUUUUUUUGGCGUUUUGCCCCUAGCUCCGCCGUCACUGGAUCGAUAUCCCAAAACUACAAAACCUUUUCGUGCUUGGCAUAGAAGUGGUCUUGUGUGAAAAUGUCAUCCAAAUCCAAGCAGUAGGUUUCCCGUUCAUAGGUUGUACACAGGACUCAAUAAUAUUAGCAACUGCGACAUAUUUAAUGGCACUAAAUCUGGCGUCAUCGAACUUUACCUUGAUGAAGUUGUGAGCUAGUACAUUAAUGUUGAUUAUUUACUUAUAUAUUGUUAUUCUUAUCUUUUUGUAUCUAUGUAUUUGCUUACUGUGCUGUGUAUUGAUAUUUUUUAUAUUUCCUGGAAUUGGGUGUAUCUGCCUGCUGGAAAUAAACUUAUUUUAGUUGCUGUAAGUAUUAUAUUAGAUUUCCAUUAUUAAUGGAGCGGAUGUGAAAAAAAAGAAUAUGAUGGAUUAAACGUUUCAUUCAGACAACUUACACACAGAGAACAUACAUUUUGAAUAAAGGCAAGACAAAAUAAUUUUCAUAACGAAUUAAGAUUAAUAUAUCCGUAUAAAUCUAAGUUUCACUUAUCGCAAUUAAACAUAUUAAUCCCCUAUUUGAAGCACAUCGUGAAAACAAAAACAGAAUGAUAACGAAUA